ACAGGGCCCCCCAGAGCAUCUUCCGGCGGGAGCUGUGCGGCUCCUUAUCAUGGGGACAAUUCAUCUGUUUCGAAAACCACAGAGAUCCUUUUUUGGAAAGUUAUUAGAGGAAUUUAGACUUGUAGCAGCUGACCGAAGGUCCUGGAAGAUACUGUUGUUUGGUUCCAUAAACUUGAUAUGCACUGGCUUCCUGCUUAUGUGGUGCAGUUCUACUAACAGUAUAGCUUUAACCGCUUAUACUUACCUGACCAUUUUUGAUCUUUUUAGUUUAAUAACAUGUUUAAUAAGCUACUGGGUAAUGAUGAAGAAACCUAGCCCUGUCUAUUCAUUUGGGUUUGAAAGAUUAGAAGUCCUAGCUGUAUUUGCUUCCACUGUAUUGGCACAACUGGGAGCUCUCUUUAUAUUAAAAGAAAGUGCAGAACGCUUUUUGGAGCAGCCUGAGAUACAUACGGGAAGAUUAUUGGUUGGUACUUUUGUGGCUCUUUCUUUCAACCUGUUCACCAUGCUUUCUAUUCGGAAUAAACCUUUCACUUAUGUCUCUGAAGCUGUGCUGGGUUCGAUUCUUCAGCACCACAUAAGCAGAAAAAGCCGGAACUUAUGUGGAAUUAUUCCAGGACUUAGCAGUAUCUUCCUUCCCCGAAUGAACCCAUUUGUUUUGAUUGAUCUAGCUGGAGCAUUUGCUCUUUGUAUUACAUACUUGCUUAUUGAAAUUAACAAUUAUUUUGCUAUAGACACUGCCUCUGCAGUAGCCAUCGCCCUGAUGACAUUUGGCACAAUGUACCCCAUGAGUGUCUACAGCGGGAAAGUCCUGCUUCAGACAACACCACCACAUGUUAUUGGUCAGUUGGAUAAACUGAUCAGAGAGGUAUCUACUUUGGAUGGUGUUUUAGAAGUCCGAAAUGAACAUUUCUGGACCCUAGGUUUUGGCUCAUUGGCUGGAUCAGUACAUGUAAGAAUUCGACGAGAUGCAAAUGAACAAAUGGUUCUUGCCCAUGUUACCAACAGGCUGUACACACUUGUGUCUACUCUGACUGUUCAGAUUUUCAAGGAUGAUUGGGUUAGACCUGCCUUACUGUCUGGUCCUGUUGCAGCCAAUGUCCUGAACUUUUCAGACCAUCAUAUAAUUCCAAUGCCUUUCUUAAAGCAUGCUGAUGAUGUGGCCCCUGUCACAUCAACUCCAGCUAAACCUAGUAGUCCACCGCCAGAGUUUUCAUUUAAUACGCCUGGAAAAAAUGCGAACCCAGUUCUUCUUCUGAACACACAGACAAGGCCUUAUGGUUUGGGUCUCAAUCAUGGACACACACAAUAUAGCAACAUGCUUAAUCAAGGCCUUGGAGUUCCAGGAAUUGGAGCAACCCAAGGAUUCAGGACUGGUUUUACAAAUCUACCACAUAGAUAUGGAAAUAAUAAUAGAAUUGGACAACCAAGACCAUGAUGUAAUCUUGUUUUUAUGAGGACUAUUGACUCCUUGGCUUCCAGUUUAUUUAGUAAUGUAACUUAGCAUUGACUGUUCAAUCAUUUACACUAAAUGUCAAAGAAUAAUAGACGUUCACAUUUCAUGAAACCUAUAAACUCUAUUUUUAUAAAACAUCUUUGUGGUGGUGGGAUCCUUGGAAACGUUUGAGGCUUUAAACUAGGCUUCCUUUGGAAA
Molecule: messenger RNA, 1651 nt
Organism: Dipodomys ordii (Ord's kangaroo rat)
Lineage: Eukaryota; Metazoa; Chordata; Mammalia; Rodentia; Heteromyidae
Gene: Slc30a6
Product: solute carrier family 30 (zinc transporter), member 6
Exons: 15
Coding region: 50-1435 (461 amino acids)
Biological process (GO): monoatomic cation transport; transmembrane transport
Cellular component (GO): membrane
Molecular function (GO): monoatomic cation transmembrane transporter activity
Source: RefSeq, a predicted model, not a curated record